Messenger RNA from Daldinia childiae, 1896 nucleotides. RefSeq names its product Cryptochrome-2. The record is from RefSeq and is a predicted model, not a curated record. Gene Ontology annotation, molecular function: FAD binding; DNA binding. Gene Ontology annotation, cellular component: nucleus; cytoplasm. Lineage: Eukaryota; Fungi; Ascomycota; Sordariomycetes; Xylariales; Hypoxylaceae. The transcript has 3 exons. Bases 1 to 1896 code for a protein of 631 amino acids. Gene Ontology annotation, biological process: entrainment of circadian clock by photoperiod; circadian regulation of gene expression.
AUGGGGAAGCCGCGCGUAAUAUACUGGUUUCGAACAGACCUUCGGCUACACGAUUCUCCCGCUUUAGAAGCGGCUCUUGAACUAGACCCCAUUGUCUUGUGGCCUAUCUUUACGUGGGAUCCUCAUUAUGUAUACCGCGUCAAAGGAGGAGUGAACAGGUGGCAAUACUUACUCGACUGUCAGACGGACCUUUCAAAGUCCAUUCAGAACCUCAAUCCCAAGUCCAAGCUUUUUGUUUUGCGCGAAGCACCACAAACACUCUUCCCCAAACUAUUUAAAGCGUGGAAUGUAACGCACCUAGUAUUUGAAAAGGAUACAGAUGUCUAUGCCCGAGAAAGAGAUAGAAUCGUGGUGGCCUUAGCAGAAAAGGCUGGCGUUAAAGUAAUCUAUCGUUAUGGGCGUACGCUUUGGGAUAGCGAUGAGGUUGUUGCCAAGCAUGGGGGAAAGCCAACUAUGUCUAUUACUCAACUCCAAGCUGCCGGGAGGAGAGUUGGGGAGAUACCUCGACCCGUACCCACACCAGAGUAUCUUCCAGAUCCAGGAGAUAUGCCCGUAGACUUUGAACAAGAGAAACCGGAGCCGGAACCGGAUCUUAAUGCUCCACACCGGAGUGAGAUUGAUAAAACCUACUCGCACAUUGCGGGACCUAGGGGAGAUUUUGCUAUUGCAACUCUUAGGGAACUUGGGUUCCCAGAAACAGCUACUACACCGCACCGUGGUGGUGAGACAAUUGCUUUAAAGCAGCUGGGAGAAAUCUUCUCAGACGAGAAAUAUGCGGCCACUUUCCAGAAACCGAAGACUAGUCCUGCGGCUUUUGAGCCGCAAUCAACGACUCUCCUAUCACCGAUGCUACACUUUGGUGCACUCUCGCCACGCCUUUUCUAUUGGCGGGCACAAGAUCUAGUUGAACGGUACGGCAAGGGAGCAUCCACACCGCCUGAAAGUCUGACCGGCCAGCUGUUGUUUCGGGAUAUGUACUUCGCGGCUCAGGCGGCGAUUGGAUCUCCUUUCGCCCAAACUAUGAAUAAUGCAUACUGCCGGUUUAUUCCUUGGCACUUACCCUCAAAAGUAGAGGAAACUGAGACAGGCAUUAAUGCAAUUGGCGGCAAGUAUCAUGUUGACUCUACACAAGCAGAGGAAUGGCUUCUACGUUGGAAAGCGGGCAUGACUGGGUUUCCGUUCGUUGACGCUUUGAUGCGCCAGCUACGUGUUGAAGGAUGGAUUCAUCACCUGGGGCGUCAUAUGGUAGCUUGUUUCCUCACUAGAGGUGGAUGUUAUAUACAUUGGGAGCGCGGAGCCGACGUUUUUGAAGAGUUGCUGAUCGAUCACGAACCGGCUAGCAAUGCUGGAAAUUGGCAAUGGGUGAGCUGUACUGCAUUCUACUCCCAGUAUUUUCGUUGCUAUAGCCCCGUGGCGUUCGGACAGAAGUGGGACAAGAAAGGUGAAUUUAUAAGAAAAUGGGUGCCUGAGCUGAAGAACUUAGACGAAAAGUUUAUUUAUGAGCCGUGGAAGGCUAGUGAAGCAACACUGGACGAAGCUGGUGUGAAAAUUAAAGGAGAUGGACUCCAUGAGACAACGGAUGGAAAUUAUCCAACUCCGAUGUUUGACUUUGGACAGAGGAGGAGCGCAUGUAUUUCUGCAAUGAAGAGGGCAUAUUCUAUUGGGCUAUAUGGAAAUGAUGUUAAAGUCAAGGAUGGGACAUGGAGGGGAUUAUUUGAGAAGGUCGGUGAAACAGAGAUAGGAGGUUUUAGUAGUAGUGGUAACAGCGAUAGGACGCACAAGAGCCAUGCUGACAUCCAAGAUGGAAGUGGAAAGGGCGAACUUAAGCAUACAACUCGGGAUAUAGCGGUUAGGGAAGGGCCCAUGGAUAGGUUUGCUAAGAAACUGAAAAGAUGA